Dentiscutata erythropus is the source of this 1533-nucleotide messenger RNA. The record is from the annotation of a GenBank genome assembly. NCBI's taxonomy places the organism in Eukaryota, Fungi, Glomeromycota, Glomeromycetes, Diversisporales, Gigasporaceae.
AUGUCUUCAAAGAGGAUCUCAGAUACUUUUGGAGUUAUAAAUGCGUGUACAAACGUAGCAUCGAAUUUUAUAAAACUUCAAGCAAUUAAUGCUAAUAUUAUUUUAAAAUCAUCAAAUUGGCGAUGGUCAGUUAAAUAUCAGCCAGCAUACAAAGAAUCUGUCUAUCAACAUAAACAAGAUAAUGAGAUUGAAGAAGUUGGUAGAUUUUCGAAACAAGAAACAGAAGAUAAGCCAACGCAUGAAAAUGUCGUAGCAUCAAAAGAUGCAUCAACACUUGAAAAUUCCUCAGUCAAAGCAUCACCAGAAACUAUUCACGAAACAAAAAUACCUAAAGUACUCAAGGAAUCUAAAAUGCCAAAUACUAGAGUUUCCAGAUUGUUUCAUUAUGGCGGUUUGGCUAUUGGAUUAGGAAUUGGUGCUCUCGGUGAAUCUGUUAAAAGGGCUACUGGUGUUUCUGAUGCAAAAACUAGUUCUGUAUUUGUAAAUGAGGCCAAUAUAGAUCGGUUGGUUAAUAAAUUAUCGAGGAUGAGAGGUGCUGCAUUGAAAUUGGGACAAAUGUUAAGUAUUCAAGGUAACGAUAUGUUACCAGAUCCAUUAGAGCAACUUAUAUUAAGAGUUCAAGAUAGCGCCAAUUAUAUGCCAAGCUGGCAGAUGGAAAAAAUAAUGUUGACAGAACUUGGUCAAGAUUGGCGUAAAAACUUUUUAUAUUUUGAUUCAACUCCAAUAGCUGCAGCUUCUAUAGGACAAGUACACAGUGCUGAGCUUGUAUCAAGUCCAAUGAAAUUAGCUAUUAAAAUUCAAUAUCCUGGUAUUGUUACCUCAAUUGAUUCUGAUCUCGGCAAUUUAAAGACUUUAGUAAAAGUUAGUAAUCUAUUACCCAAGGGUCUUUAUCUUGAUAAUACUAUUAAAGUUGCAAGAAAAGAGUUAUUAUGGGAAACUGAUUAUAUCAGGGAAGCGGAAUGUGUGGAAAAAUUUCAAACAUUAUUAAAAAAUGAUAAAAAUUUUGUUGUUCCACAAGUAAUUAAAGAACUAUCAACAAAAAUGGUUUUGGUUUGUGAAAGGAUGAUGGGAGAGCCCUUGACAUAUGCAGUAUCGUAUAGUCAGGAACUAAGAGAUCAGAUUGAAUUAAUAGAUUUUGGGGCGAGUAGAAGUUUCGAUGAUACAUUUAUAAACUAUUAUUUAAAAAUCUUGAAAUCAGCUGCUAAAGGCGAUAGAGAAGGUUGUGCAUAUUAUUCAGAACGAAUAGGUUUCUUGACAGGAUAUGAAAGUGAGGUGAUGAAGAAUGCACAUGUUGAUUCUAUUUUGACAUUAGGUGAACCGUUUACAGCAUCAGUUUAUGAUUUCUCAAAACAAACAAUUACAAACAGAGUAAGGAAUUUGAUUCCUACAAUGCUAAAAUAUAGACUUACAGCACCACCCGAUGAGACUUAUAGUUUACAUAGAAAAUUAUCAGGUGCAUUCCUACUUUGUGCAAAAUUGGGUUCUAGAGUUAGAUGUAGAAAACUUCUUGAAGAAGUUGUUGGUGAAAUAUAA